Messenger RNA from Alternaria ethzedia, 951 nucleotides. RefSeq lists its product as uncharacterized. Gene Ontology annotation, biological process: mitochondrial ADP transmembrane transport; mitochondrial ATP transmembrane transport. The coding region runs from base 1 to 951 and encodes 316 amino acids. Lineage: Eukaryota; Fungi; Ascomycota; Dothideomycetes; Pleosporales; Pleosporaceae. Gene Ontology annotation, cellular component: mitochondrial inner membrane. Gene Ontology annotation, molecular function: ATP:ADP antiporter activity. The transcript is spliced from 5 exons. The record is from RefSeq and is a predicted model, not a curated record.
AUGUCGGGCGCACAGCAGGACAAGUCCCUUUUCGGGAUGCCAGGUUUCGUGGUGGACUUCUUGAUGGGUGGUGUUUCCGCCGCCGUCUCGAAGACCGCUGCUGCCCCCAUCGAGCGUGUUAAGCUCCUCAUCCAGAACCAGGAUGAGAUGCUUAAGUCCGGUCGUCUCGACCGCAAGUACGAUGGCAUUGGCGAGUGCUUCAGCCGUACCGCUAAGAACGAGGGUGUCCUCUCCCUCUGGCGUGGUAACACUGCCAACGUCAUCCGUUACUUCCCCACCCAGGCGCUCAACUUCGCUUUCCGCGACACCUACAAGUCCAUGUUCGCCUACAAGAAGGAGCGUGACGGUUACGCCAAGUGGAUGGCCGGUAACUUGGCCUCCGGUGGUGCUGCCGGUGCCACUUCCCUCCUCUUCGUCUACUCCCUCGACUACGCCCGUACCCGUCUCGCCAACGACGCCAAGUCGGCCAAGAAGGGUGGUGAGCGCCAGUUCAACGGUCUCGUAGACGUCUACAAGAAGACCCUCGCCUCCGACGGUAUCGGCGGUCUCUACCGCGGUUUCAUGCCCUCCGUUGCUGGUAUCGUUGUCUACCGUGGUCUGUACUUCGGUAUGUACGACUCGAUCAAGCCCGUCCUCCUCACCGGUUCCCUCGAGGGUAACUUCUUGGCCUCUUUCGCUCUUGGUUGGGCCGUCACCACUGGUGCCGGUAUCGCCUCCUACCCCCUUGACACCAUCCGUCGCCGCAUGAUGAUGACCUCCGGUGAGGCCGUCAAGUACAAGGGUACCAUGGACGCCGCUCGCCAGAUCGUUGCCGCCGAGGGUGUCAAGUCUCUCUUCAAGGGUGCUGGUGCCAACAUUCUCCGUGGUGUUGCCGGUGCCGGUGUCCUGUCCAUCUACGACCAGGCCCAGCUCAUCCUCUUCGGCAAGAAGUUCAAGGGUGGAUCUGGUUAA